This is a messenger RNA of Phytophthora sojae, 1215 nucleotides long. RefSeq names its product neutral zinc metallopeptidase. The record is from RefSeq and is a predicted model, not a curated record. Gene Ontology annotation, molecular function: metalloendopeptidase activity. The annotation marks the transcript as partial. NCBI's taxonomy places the organism in Eukaryota, Oomycota, Peronosporomycetes, Peronosporales, Peronosporaceae. The transcript has 6 exons. Gene Ontology annotation, cellular component: membrane.
AUGGGCUGGGUGGACGUCUUCCGGCGCGGGCGCGCGGCAGUGCCCAGGCACAGCUGGUCUGUAUUCGGGCCCAAGAGGAGGCUGCGCAGCGUGCAGCCCGUGGAGAUGCUGCGCGUGAUCCGGUUCCCGCACUUAAACCUGGUGCAGACUCACGUGCAGCCAUCCAAGUUCCAGACACAGUUGGUGCGGUGGGGGACGGUGCUGGCCGUCACGUCGGCCACGUACCAGUUCCUGACCAACUUGCACACCGUCCCCAUCACCGGGCGCACGCAGGUCGUGGUGCUCUCGCGCGAGGAAGAAUGUGAACUCGGCAACAAAACUGCCCAGGAGGAACUGGCUGGGGCCAAGACCAUCGACGACGGGCCUCGAUUACAACUUUGCCUCGACGUGGCCACCCGACUGGUGUCCGUGUCCGAGCACUUGUUCCCCCGAGAGUACGACUGGCGCGUGUGGCUGGUGGACAACCCGUCCUCCGCCAACGCGUGCUGCGCCCCCGGCGGCAAGAUCAUCGUGCAGACGGGCAUCCUGGACCUCAUCGACUUUGCGGUGCAGAAGGGAAUCUGCCGCAACAAGCACGACGCGCUGGCAGUCGUGAUGGCGCACGAGAUCGGCCACGCGCUGGCGAGGCACACGGCCGAGUCCAUGAGCAUGCUGCCGCUGAUGUAUUUGCAGCUGAUCCUCGGCAUGGAGAGUCCGCUGCUCGAGUACAUCUUCCAGUUCGCCUUCAACUUGCCCUUCAGUCGGUCGCAAGAGGCCGAAGCGGACCACAUCGGCAUCAUGCUGCUCGCCAGCGCGUGCUACGACCCGUCCGAGGCCCCGCGGCUGUGGAAGGCCUUCACCGCCUUCUACGCGGACCCAGAGGCAGGUGAGGGCGCGCUGGACAUGGACUUCGACUGGGUCUCAACCCACCCGUCCAACCGCAAGCGCGAGAAAGCAUUGGACGCGCUCGUGGAGGCCGCGCUGGAGCUGCAGCGUAGCAGCAGUUGGUGCGCGUUCCUCCAGCAGAAGGUGCUGGAGCUCGUGGGCGCCAACACGGAGGCCGAGCUGCUGCACCACAUCCGCGCAGCCAUGACCGAGGCCCGCGCGGAGGAGGCGCACGCCACCAGCGGGGCAGAGCGGACGCAGCGCCGCCGCAACACCAUCGGCGCCAUCCACGAGCUCGAGAGCCAGGAGAUGCUUAAAGUCAUCAGAGGCGAGGCGGCACAGCUCGAGCAG